Molecule: messenger RNA, 1197 nt
Organism: Aureobasidium uvarum
Lineage: Eukaryota; Fungi; Ascomycota; Dothideomycetes; Dothideales; Saccotheciaceae
Source: the annotation of a GenBank genome assembly
AUGGAAGUGCGAAGACGACUGCCUCGCGAGAGGUCCUACAUACACGAAAAGCAAGAGAGUGCCCCGGUUCUCGACACUGCGACAUCCAAGACUGGACGUGGUGUGAUCAACAGCCUGCUGGUCCUGCUUGGAUACUUGGUCCACCUCCUGAAGUCGGCUGUGUAUGGGUCGCCGAAGACGGACACGCGACAGAAAGAAGAUCGAGAAGAGGACAAGAGCAAUGAAGAAAUGAUACUGUUGGGUCGUAUGUGCGGUGGAGUGAUUGCGGUGCACGAACGACGACGCAAGAGGAGUACAGCUCUGGUCUUGUCCAGCAGUAGCAAUGGAGAGGUGCCUUCGGUCCUGAAGCAUGCCUCGUCCGCAUAUGCCUUUCUGGGUUCAGAGACGCAUUCCAGAAUUCUCCGGUAUCUAUGUCGUCUUUCUAUCAAGCAGACAUCAGCUAACGCGACUUCCAGCUGUCUCUCAUACGGCCCGCCAAUCGUCCUCGAACACGCUCCUCUCGGCACCGUCCACGCCCUCCUCUCCACCAAGACACCAUACCCUUCCCUCUCGCACCCCUCAAUACCCACCAAACACGCCCCUCUCGCCCUCCCACUCUCCUGGCUUCUCCAAACCUCCUCCGCCCUCCGCUUCCUGCACGACCAAAAAGUCACCCACGGCGCCAUCUCCCCAUCCUCUCUUUACCUUCGCUCAGACAUGUCCAUCGCCAUCACCGACUUUACAAAAUCCACAAUCAAUGGCCACAACAAUGGUGUACCCACCAGAGCACCAAAAGAAUUUGCGUUUCCCGUGGAUGCGUUGAGAUAUGAUUACUUCGAUGGCGAGUUGUCUGCAAACUCUCAGGCGCUGGGGUUGGCGAUUGAUGCGUUUGACUUUGCGACGUUGGCUUAUAGAUUGUUGGUGAGAGAGGAGCCGGUGUGGGAUUUGCCCACGGGUAAUGGCACUUGGGCGUUGGAAGAGUUGCACGAGGCGUUGGAUGAAGCGGCGCCAGAGUUGGGGGAUGAGAUUGUGGUGGGUUAUGUGGCGAGGGAUGCUUGGUGUUUGGUCUAUGAGGAGGGAAAGACUUUGCAGGAGGAUGUCGUGCAUGCAUUGCUCAGACAUGGUUUCCAAGUCAGAGGCGAUGAGGUUAUUGGUGUCAAGGAGGCUGCCCAGGACUAUGCAGAGUCGCAUCACCCUUCUUGGAGGUUCGAGAAGUGA